This is a messenger RNA of Orbicella faveolata, 3220 nucleotides long. RefSeq names its product homeobox protein EMX1-like. Gene Ontology annotation, molecular function: DNA-binding transcription factor activity, RNA polymerase II-specific; RNA polymerase II cis-regulatory region sequence-specific DNA binding. The record is from RefSeq and is a predicted model, not a curated record. NCBI's taxonomy places the organism in Eukaryota, Metazoa, Cnidaria, Anthozoa, Scleractinia, Merulinidae. Gene Ontology annotation, biological process: regulation of transcription by RNA polymerase II. Gene Ontology annotation, cellular component: nucleus.
CAUGAUGUGUUUACAAACUGGAAGCAUGCUGUUUUCAGAGGAACAAAAAAUGUCUUUGGCAUGAAAACUUCUUUUAAAGAGGUACGAGGUAACAGCUAACGCGUAAAACAAAUACAAAAUUUCAUGUGCAAUGCCCAAUUUUUUUUCCCAGUUGCUUAAAUUGGAAAAUUUACUGCGAUCAUCAUUCUUCACUUUUAUUUUAACGUCUGCCCAUAUCAACGUUAAAUCUGAAAGAAAUAUUUGAUUUUGUCUGUGCACUUACCUGAGUACAUGCAACGUCUUGAGACUUAAGCGUGAAAGAAUUAUUUUACGACAGCUCACGCAACGAUUUAAAAAAUAUAUCAAAAUACCAUGUAAUUUUACUGCAACUCUUGAAAACUGCAAACCUCAGGAAAGAGCCUUUUAAGCAAUAAAAGCUAAACGCUUUUAUUUUCGGUAGUUUGUUCUAUAAAAAAACUGGGGAGCCAUGAACGCCUCCAAACGUGCUCGCGACGAAAACGAAAAGUGUCUUAGAGCACUUUUUAUCCUUCAGACACAACUUUUCAGCAUUAAUUCAGCAGACAAUAGAUCAAAAAACCCAAUUUCCUAUGAACAAGCCACUAGGUUUAAAAUAGCAAAAAAAAAUUCCUAAAAAACUCUGCGGCUUCCGUUUUGGCGCAGGUCAAUUUAUCACCAACGGCUUAAAACUCUCGAAAAUGGCUCGACAAAAAUUCCCCCUCGCCCAACACAAUACGUUGCGGUUUAAAUAGAUUUUGGUAAAGUGAAACACGGGGAACGUUGAAAGAUGCUUUGCCGAGUUUGAUAACCAUCGACUUGAUGGAGUCUCUAAAAGGAUUGGAUAAACAACUCUGCCGCUAGUUACCGGAGCAUCACGAAUCGCGACGCAACCGAAAACCAACGUAGCUUUGAGCAGAUUUCUUAGCUGAAUAGCCUCUAAACGGCUUGUUGACCCUACAGAGCACGAGAAAAUUCCUCCAAGAACGCGGCAGCGCUAAUUUUGCGGAGAACACAAUCCGAUGUCUGCUUUAUAGUUUUCGCGGAAUCCGCUUGACCGAGAUCGCAUGCCAAUAUGCGAAACUCCAGGUUGGUGGUCUGUCCGCUCGUGUGACAGUCGUUUAGCAGUAGUUAGUAAGCCAUGGAACCCUCGAAAGUGCUAAAUAAUCUCGCACGCUUCAGAAAACGAAGGUAAAGACACACUCGGGCGAAGACGACAAGAACACAAGCCCUCUAUCCACCUUUACGCUAAAUAAACGUUUGUCUAACAUCUCUGUAAAUCGCCUCCCUAUCCAAACAGUGUCAGUGGAAAUGAAAACAAAGGAGCCUCUCUUAUCUUAUCUCUUAACUGCAAUUAUGUAGGUCUUCAGGUUUUGCCACGCCAAGCGAGACGAAAUGCGAUCUGCUAAUUAAAUUUUCAAGCUGCGGAACUACACAUCUUGAGAAGCAACUUUAUGCCUCCUUCAUCAAGACAUCAUGUUGACACAUUGCAGAAUCUGAGGAAAUGAACUGUCCAAUAACGUGUCUGCCCUUUCUGUAAAAACCCCCUCGGUCUUAAACGCACUCCAGACCUUACGAUUGUCGAGAUAAGGAGCUAAAAGGCAGAAAUUAUCGGCACAUCAAGAGAAUUGGGAACUGAUCACGGAGCACUUGCGAGAAAACAGAACUGCGGGUUUUUCUUGGCACGAUCGCGUCCUUGACCAGGGAACUGUUCCAAACAUGCUGCAGGCAAGCCAUGGGAUGAGUAUUCCAGCUUUAGUCCCCCCUUGCUUUGAAGAGCCGAGUUACGGGAUUAACACAAACUCGUCUAGGCCACCGCCGUUUACGAUGUGUCAACCACAUGCCUCUGGACCGAGCUCUGUUGUCCCAUCUGCGCGGGUUCUCCAAGAGGUCUUGUAUUCCAACGAGAUGAAUUUCCCCAGCUACAUGCCUGAUAUGCCAAACAACCAAGGCUUGCCUCUCCCAUGGAUGUCUUCGUGGCACCAGAGGCAGAAUUUGCCGUAUCUUGGCCAUCCUCACCCAGGUGAUUAUUACCCUUAUGGAGCAGACUUCGGAGAAAUCGAUGAUCCGGGCAUGUACCCACCCAAAAAGAAACGGGCGCGUACUACAUUUUCAGCGGAACAGCUCAAGCGACUGGAAAAACGAUUCCUUGGAAAUCACUAUAUUGUUGGAGAAGAAAGACAGAAAAUCGCCAAGGAAUUGGACUUGUCCGAGGCGCAGGUAAAAGUUUGGUUUCAAAACCGAAGAAUAAAAUUUAAGCGAGACGAGGAAUUAGAAAAGUUGGGGAAAAGCAAAAAAAGAAAAGGCGAACACCAUGUACGAAAAUGGCAGUUAACGACGCGCCAUUUUGGACCCGAAACUGGUGUGCUAUUCCACGCCGAUUACGAUAAUACCUCUAGAAAACAUAAUUAGAAUCAAUUUGUACUUUAGAGCACUUUAUGAGAUAAGCAGAGAUGCGCUGAAGGCUAGAGGUAAAAUUAGUUAAUGCCGAACUGAACUGUACCGCGGUAAUUUCUUUUCCAUUCGCGCUAGUUAAAGACUGGCGUGACGAAAUUAUGCUGUGUAAGCACUUGCUUUUCACCGCAUUGAUGUCAAAUUGUUCGCUUAUUGCGGCACAAUACUUCAUCAAUCGGUUUAUCUAUUUUUCUAGUAGUGCGCACAUAAGAGUUUAUUAAAGGCUGGAAGAAAACUUCAUUUAGUCCGAUUAGCCGACUUUUAGAACAUCUGUAACAACUUUUAUAAUGAGCAAAUGCUUAAGUAAUGUUUUCAGGAGAUGUCAAGGUAUUUGGUAUUAUUAACGACUUUUUAAGGCGAGCAGAUUAACACGCUACACUGAUGCGAUAGGGACUAUAAAAACAGCUUUUUUCCGUAUGGACUUCCCGGAUAAUACGCGAUAAUGAUAACUAAUUACAUCAUGCAAUACGCCUCCGUAUCUCACGCCACUAAAGGCAACUGCAGAAUAAUCGUUUGAUUACUAAGAUCAUUCCAUCAGACUCUUACACUAAAUGGCCGUAUUUAGCUUGAUAAAUCCGUGCUUAAGGUCUAACUUGUACAUAGUUAAGUAUUUUCUAGUGAGCCUCAAUGGCUGUAUGAAGCACUAGUGCUUUUUCACUCGAGAUGUACAUAACAAUAAUGGUAUUGCGUGAUCGCAUUAUACCGCUUGACGCAACAUCCAUGUUAUUUAUAACAAUAAUGUUUACUCUUCAAAUAAAUAGUUUAUAGAAAA